CGCGAGCCCCCUAUAAAAUCUUCUCCGGCGAGACGCUGUCAAGCCAUCGGUCAGUUUACCAGAUCAACACCAACACAAAUCACUUCCAACAAAAACACAUCCCAUUCCAUCGCUUUAGUUGUUCAACAGCCAACACCAUGAGCUCUCGGAUGGCCGGAGCCACGCUUCUGCGCCACCUGGGCCCCCGCCUCUUCGUCGCCGCCGAGCCGGCGUCCGGGCUCGCCGCGGGCGCGAGGGGCAUCAUGCCCGCCGCCGCAAGGAUCUUCCCCGCGCGGAUGGCCAGCACCGAGGCCGCCGCCCCGCAUGCCAAACAAGAAGAUGAUGCCAAAAGCCCCCAGGCGGCCGCGACUCCAGCGCAGCAGAACAAGAAGGCCGUGGUGAGCUACUGGGGCAUCGAGCCGCGGAAGCUCGUCAAGGACGACGGCACGGAGUGGCCGUGGUUCUGCUUCAGGCCGUGGGACACGUACCGGCCGGACACGUCCAUCGACGUGGCCAAGCACCACGAGCCCAGGGCGCUGCCGGACAAGGUGGCCUACUUCGUCGUGCGGUCGCUCCGCGUGCCCCGGGACCUCUUCUUCCAGCGCCGGCACGCGAGCCACGCGCUGCUGCUGGAGACGGUGGCGGCCGUGCCCCCCAUGGUGGGCGGCGUGCUGCUGCACCUGCGCUCGCUCCGCCGCUUCGAGCACAGCGGCGGCUGGAUCCGCGCGCUCAUGGAGGAGGCCGAGAACGAGCGCAUGCACCUCAUGACCUUCAUGGAGGUGACGCAGCCGCGGUGGUGGGAGCGCGCUCUCGUGCUCGCCGCGCAGGGCGUCUUCUUCAACGCAUACUUCGUCGGGUACCUCAUCUCCCCCAAGUUCGCGCACCGCUUCGUCGGCUACCUCGAGGAGGAGGCCGUGGAGUCAUACACCGAGUAUCUCAAGGACCUCGAGGCCGGCUUGAUCGAGAACACGCCGGCCCCGGCCAUCGCCAUCGACUACUGGCGCCUUCCAGCCGACGCCAGGCUCAAGGACGUGGUCACCGCCGUGCGCGCCGACGAGGCGCAUCACCGCGACGCCAACCACUACGCAUCCGACAUCCAUUACCAGGGAAUGACGCUGAAUCAGACGCCUGCGCCGCUCGGGUACCACUAAUCAAUGGUUCGAUCGAUAUGCUUUCUCGGUGGUUCAACGGACCAUAGAUCGAUGCCUGCUAUGUCCACCGCUGUUACGUACUACCACUGUCGCCGAUGUUUGUCCUGUUAAUUUGGGAUCCAAGUAUGUCGAACUAUGUCUAUGAGUUCUUUUGUGUCACAUUUGUACCCAAAGAUAUAUGUUUGUGUAAGCAGGUAAUGCUUGUAAA
Hordeum vulgare subsp. vulgare (domesticated barley) is the source of this 1338-nucleotide messenger RNA. RefSeq names its product ubiquinol oxidase 1b, mitochondrial-like. The transcript has a single exon. Gene Ontology annotation, molecular function: alternative oxidase activity. The record is from RefSeq and is a predicted model, not a curated record. The coding region runs from base 138 to 1130 and encodes 330 amino acids. Lineage: Eukaryota; Viridiplantae; Streptophyta; Magnoliopsida; Poales; Poaceae. Gene Ontology annotation, biological process: alternative respiration. Gene Ontology annotation, cellular component: mitochondrion.